AUGCAUAUUCUAACUCCGCCCCGACUCUGCACAGCUCUCACUGUGCUCACAAGUCUAAUCAUUUCCUCCUUUGCCAUCGAUACCCCCGCGACGAAAGAUUCUACCAUUUUCCGUUCUACCGUGAGCUGCCCUGCUUGUCCCGAUCGAAACUGCUACAAAUGCACGCUUGGCCACGAAACCACUCUGCAGGCCAACACCGGUGGACUGGCCUAUAUCCGCUCUCUGAUCGCGUUUCAACUUCCAGUCCCGGCGGCCUCCAUCACAGCAUGCACAGUGCAGUUUCCCGCCUUCACAAAGCCACUCGAGGCACCUGUUAAUGUCACGGCCGCCCAGGCGCUCUCUUCUGGCUGGGACGAGGGUACCGUUACCGGAGAGAACGCACCAGAUUCGGGUGACGCCUUCACAGAAAUUGAAGUACCUGCCUAUGCGAAUAUGGGGCCUAUCGAUGUUACGCCUGCUUGUCAGGGAACAAGAUUUGGCAGAAUUGAGGUUUGGUCGAAGGACUCAGGAAAUCCCGCGAUUCUCCAUAUUACAUCAUCUGCUUGA
This is a messenger RNA of Aspergillus oryzae RIB40, 546 nucleotides long. RefSeq lists its product as uncharacterized. Bases 1 to 546 code for a protein of 181 amino acids. The record is from RefSeq and is a predicted model, not a curated record. NCBI's taxonomy places the organism in Eukaryota, Fungi, Ascomycota, Eurotiomycetes, Eurotiales, Aspergillaceae. The transcript has 2 exons.